Molecule: messenger RNA, 2360 nt
Organism: Artibeus jamaicensis (Jamaican fruit-eating bat)
Lineage: Eukaryota; Metazoa; Chordata; Mammalia; Chiroptera; Phyllostomidae
Product: holocytochrome c-type synthase
Exons: 7
Coding region: 232-1041 (269 amino acids)
Biological process (GO): cytochrome c-heme linkage
Cellular component (GO): mitochondrion
Molecular function (GO): holocytochrome-c synthase activity
Source: RefSeq, a predicted model, not a curated record
GCGCGAGCCGUUGCCGGCCGUGACCGAGGCGGCGGUGACCGAGUGAGGGAAAGGCGGUGGCGGGGCGCUAACGCUCCAGGCCAGAGUUGGGAGUGAGAGGCGGGGCCGGCCGCACGGAGCAGCCCGGAGGAAAGUCAGGGAGUAGUCAAACCCGCGCAUCAGCAUCAGUCUGUCUCUGCUUUGACACGUGUGAAUUUAGAAUUGCUGGGGUUCAACACUGCGGUUCCGACCAUGGGUUUGUCUACAUCUACCCCUGCUGCUGCAGUCCAGACCUCAAGUGCUUCAGAUCACCAGACGACAUCCCCGCCUUCAGGGUGUCCGAUGCAUGAAGGGAAAAUGAAAGGUUGUCCAGUGAGUGCACAGCCAACCAAUGAGAGCAAAACCUGCUCUGAGCCUGCCCACCAAGAACGUGCAUAUGAGUAUGUGGAGUGUCCUGUUACAGGUGCUGCAGCUGGGAAUAAGGAGAACCUAGACCCUUCUAAUCUGAUGCCACCACCUAACCAGACACCGGCCCCUGAUCAGCCAUUUCCACUCUCUACUGCGAGAGAGGAGUCAUCCAUUCCAAGAGCAGAUUCUGAGAAAAAGUGGGUUUACCCUUCUGAACAGAUGUUCUGGAACGCAAUGUUAAAGAAAGGGUGGAAGUGGAAGGAUGACGACAUCAGUCAGAAAGACAUGUACAAUAUCAUUAGAAUCCACAAUCAGAACAACGAGCAGGCUUGGAAGGAGAUUUUGAAGUGGGAAGCCCUUCAUGCUGCGGAGUGUCCUUGUGGUCCCUCGUUGGUCCGGUUCGGAGGUAAAGCCAAGGAGUACUCACCACGGGCAAGAAUCCGCUCCUGGAUGGGGUACGAGUUGCCUUUUGACAGGCACGACUGGAUCAUCAACCGUUGUGGGACGGAAGUCAGAUACAUCAUUGACUACUAUGAUGGUGGUGAGGUCAACCAGGACUACCAGUUCACCAUCCUGGAUGUCCGGCCAGCAAUGGAUUCUCUUUCGGCGGUGUGGGACAGAAUGAAGGUUGCCUGGUGGCGCUGGACCUCAUAAGCACUGAUUUGUUAGAGAUGGGAAAAUAUAAACUAUUUUUUUUCCUGAGGGAUACAUUAAACUAUUUUCCCCAAACUGAAUGGUACUUAUGCUGUACUGGGAAGGUCAAGUGGGUAAUGAAUGGCCUUAUACUUCACUGAAUGAAGGAUAGCAUGUGCAUGCCCUUUAGAGUUCUGUUUUCACUUUGCCGUUUAUUUUGGAUCAUUUUGUUUCCUUUCCACUUAAGUGGGAAGCAGUCCCUUCAUUUUCCCUUUAACGGCAGUUUUGCCUGUGUAUUUAAUCUAGAAAAGUGAACAACCUCUGAAACAGCACUUCUUUUUAAAUAUGAAGAAAGCUGCUUUUUUUGUUACUGUCUUCUGUUGAAUACUUGAGAUAUAGACCUGAAAACCCAUGUGAUCCUCAGGAGCUUUUACCAGGUCAAAUAUUUUAAUUAGAGCUGUUCACUUACGCUUUUGAAAGAGUUACCAGCAUUUCUAAAGUCCCUCCGAUAUAGUAGUGACCUCUGAAGGAAAUGCAAAGGUUUAUGUUGGAACACACUUGGCAGAACUAAGAUGUGUCUUGGUUCUCCAAGUCCUCGUGAAUGUUUCACACUGGACCUUGUAGGCUGUGUGCUGAGUUUCAAUUCUCCCAUGAUUUGGUGGUGCAUGUGCAUUAGAAUAUGUUUUAACACUUUAAUUUUUGUUUGAACUCUCAUUGUUCAGAAACAGGUGCUCCCAACAAGCCGGUCUCAUUGCUCACUUUUGAGCCCCAAAGUUCAGUUGGCCUAAUCUGAACCUUGAUGGUGUGGCCCAAGGUGCAGUGUUAGGGAUGGACCCUCUCUAAAACAUGACCAAAUUUCGUUGAGUAUUAGAAUUCACAGAGAGUAUUUUCCCCAAAUGACAGUAUUUGCAUCAACUUCCUGUCUCCGUUCAGAUUUUUUUAAAUGUAUUUAAUUGUUGUUCAAGUAUAGUUUUCUGUCUUACUCCCAGCCCAGCCCAAGCCCCAAUGCAGUUCAGAUUUUUUUAAGGGAGCUCUAAGUUUGGCAUUGAAAUUUUUGGUACCAGUAAUCCAUAAAGUGGUUGUUCCUCUUAGAACAGCAUGUGAUAAGUAACUAUUGGGGUUUUCCUUUCUUUGAGUUGAUAAUAGUAACUCCUUUCAUUUGUCCUAAAUACUGGAAUUGUUAAGUGAGUACAUGGAAUUAGCAACCUACAGUGAAUACUUUGGUAUGGAUUUAUUCAUUGUGACAGCUUUGCGUGGACUUUGUUUUAAAUCCAGCAACCUUAAGCUCUUCUACAUUUCAAGAUAUUUGUACAUUUUAAAAUAAAGCUCACAGUUAACCG